Rosa rugosa (rugosa rose) is the source of this 1368-nucleotide messenger RNA. RefSeq lists its product as uncharacterized. The transcript has a single exon. The record is from RefSeq and is a predicted model, not a curated record. NCBI's taxonomy places the organism in Eukaryota, Viridiplantae, Streptophyta, Magnoliopsida, Rosales, Rosaceae. Bases 1 to 1368 code for a protein of 455 amino acids.
AUGGAUAAAUCUUGGAUGCAUGCUGAUAGAAGAUCACGGGCAUUUGAGUUAGGGGUUGAAGAAUUAAUUCAGUUUGCAUUAGAGAGUGGUUGCAAUGUUAAUAAACUUUGCUGUCCUUGUAUGAAUUGUGCACAUAGUAAAAGUUUCAAGGCUGGGGUAGUGAAGGAUCAUCUAGUUGAGUUUGGUAUUGAUAAAACAUACACAAAUUGGAUAUGGCAUGGGGAAAAUGUGUCAAAUGAGAGUGUACCCGAAGAGCAUUCUGAAACUGUAGAACAGAAUCCCAUAGGCAUAGGGCAGAAUGACUACAGUAUGGGGGGGUCCGAUGAUGAGGAGUUUUCAGAAGACUCCGAUGAAUUUUUAAGGUUUGUCGAGGAUGGUGAUAAACCUCUUUACCUUGGUUGUACGCGUUUUACAAAGUUGAAUGGACUUGUUAAAACAUACAAUCUGAAAGCAAAGCAUGGGUUAAGUGAUGCUUGUUAUUCUGACAUGUUGAUACUCAUUGGAAUGUUGCUUCCAGAAGGUAAUGAAGUCCCAGGGUCUUUCUAUGAGGCCAAAAAGACUUUAUGUUCAUUGGGAAUGGAAUAUGAAAAGAUACAUGCCUGUCCUAAUGAUUGUAUCUUAUAUAGGGAUAGUAAUGUUGAUGCCACUACCUGCCCUACUUGUGGUCUCUCUCGGUGGAAGUUGGGUAAGAAUGAAAUAGAGAAAGUAGGGGUUCCGGGGAAGGUUUUGUGGUAUUUUCCACCUAUACCAAGGUUUAGGAAGAUGUUUCAAUCAGUAAGUACAGCUAAAAGCUUGACAUGGCAUGCUGAUGAGCGACUAAAUGAUGGUAAAAUGAGGCAUCCUGCUGAUUCCCCUACUUGGAAGUUAGUGGACGAUCAGUGGCCUGCUUUUGGUAUAGAGCCUAGGAAUUUAAGGCUAGCGCUAUCGUCUGACGGUUUCAAUCCCUACAGUUCUCUUUCUAGUAGAUACUCUUGCUGGCCUGUCAUACUAGUGAGCUAUAAUCUUCCCCCAUGGCUCUGCAUGAAGAGGAAGUAUAUGAUGCUAACUUUGUUAAUCUCUGGACCUAAACAACCUGGAAAUGAUAUUGAUGUCUACCUCCAGCCGUUAAUAGAUGAUUUGAAGACUUUGUGGGAUGGGGUUCAAGGGGUAUAUGAUAGUUAUAGAAGAGAUUACUUCACAUUGAAAGCAGUACUGUUCUGGACCAUUAACGACUUCCCAGCAUAUGGGAACUUGUCAGGCAGCAUUGUGAAAGGUUAUAAUGCGUGUCCGGUUUGUGUAGAGCAUACCAAACCUCAUAGGCUGCCUCACGGUCAAAAGAUGUCAUAUCAGCGACAUCGAAGAUUCUUACCACGUCACCAUCCAUAUUGA